Messenger RNA from Ochotona curzoniae (black-lipped pika), 1896 nucleotides. It is a transcript of the gene BHLHA15, whose product is annotated as basic helix-loop-helix family member a15. NCBI's taxonomy places the organism in Eukaryota, Metazoa, Chordata, Mammalia, Lagomorpha, Ochotonidae. The record is from RefSeq and is a predicted model, not a curated record. The transcript is spliced from 2 exons. The coding region runs from base 76 to 648 and encodes 190 amino acids. Gene Ontology annotation, molecular function: protein dimerization activity.
GCAGCCUCGGAGCGUGCAGCCGCGGAUCCUCAGCUCUGAGUGCCACCACUUCCUGGGACUACACCAUUCAGAGCCAUGAAGACCAAGAGCCGGCCUCCCCGGCGCCAGGCCAGGGACACGGAGACCCCCUCUGCGGAGCGCAUGUCCGACGCGCCCCAGGAGGGCCCAGGGCCGGAGCUGAAGGGGCUCCGGAGCAGGGCCCCCCGGGGAACUGCAGGGGCGCGGGCUGAGGGCGGAGGACGACGCAGGCCAGGUCCCAGCGGCAGUGGCCGGCGGGAGAGCAGCAUCCAGCGGCGCCUGGAAAGCAAUGAGCGCGAGCGACAGCGCAUGCACAAGCUCAACAACGCCUUCCAGGCGCUGCGCGAGGCCAUCCCGCACGUGCGGGCCGGCAAGAAGCUCUCCAAGAUCGAGACCCUCACGCUGGCCAAGAACUAUAUCAAGUCGCUCACCGCCACCAUCCUGACCAUGUCCAGCAGCCGUAUCCCAGGCCUCGAGGGGCCGGGCCCUGCGCCAGGCCCCCGGCUCUACCAACAUUACCAGCAGCAGCAGCAAGCGGCCAGCGGCCAGCCCGGUGCCGCCGAGGCUCAGCCACAGGGUCACCUGCACAGGUACUCCACGCAGAUCCACAGCUUUCGGGAGGGCACCUAGACUGGUGGCUGGCUGGCUGGCUGGCUGGCCGACUGGCCGGUCCACCCCAGCCCUGCCCUCUGUCCUUUCGUCCUACCAGCCCCACACUCCUGCCCCAGCGCCCCUUCCUUCCCCCAUUGCCUGAAGGGCAGCACCUACAGCCGUCCUCCCGGACCAGCGAGGGCAGAGUGAGGCCGGACCUGCGGGUUCUGGGAGGGGCCCUUGGUGGACUAGGCCUCAGCUUUGCAGACUGAAUUCUCUCGACUGCCACCCCUCCCUGGCAGGAACCGGUUCCAGGAAGCAGCUUGCUGCUGCCCAGAGGCCUGAGAACCCCGCCUGGGGGAGGGGCUGUCCCACCUGCACCGCACACAGCACGUGGUGAACUGAGGACCGAAGCCCUCUAAGCAAAGCCCAAGUCCUCGGUGGGGGUGUGUGCAGCAGCUGCAGAGGUUCGUCAGAGGAUGGGCACAGUGGGCCAGCACCCCCGAGGCUGGAUGUCCCCACGCUGCCCACGUGAGCUUGUCAGGGCCAGGAAUGCCCCAGACACUCUAGCACGCCCUCCCACCGGAGUUGGGUUGGCCCAGGACUGGCAGCGGGCCUCAGCAUGUUCCUGGGUGACAGGGUGGAUUGGGGAGAGGGCAGGGAAGGGCCUGGCAAGAAGAGGCCUAGGGGUGCCUGGAGCUCCCCUCCCCCAACCCGGGGCAGCCUGGCAGGCCCUGCUGCCCUGGCUCCGGCUUCCUGCUGUCGGGGCGUUCCGGGUCCACUGCUCUGUCAGCCCCGGCCCCGUGCUGUCAGCUUGGCUGGCAUUUCUCCUCCUCAUCCCCCUGCCUGGAGCUGUGCCAGAGGCCCUCGGGGCAGGACCCUGCGGACCUGGGGAGCAGGGAAGCCAGUCUGGGGUUUAGGGGUGGGAGUGAGUGGUGGCACAGACAGGCUUGGGGUGAGCCCUGGCCACACACACACAGGGCAGCUGCAGCGCGCUCCUGAGGGUGGAGACCCCAGGCCUUCGUUGGGGUGAGCCAGGACUUCUGUGGGCAUCAGCGGACAGUGGAAGCCCCCAGGAACUGGGGGACAUCCAGUCCUGACGGGAGCUUAACAGAUCCUGCCUGGUGACAGCUUCAGGGCGAACUGGGCAAGCUGGCCAGGCCUGUGGCUGGUCCCUCUCCAUCCUGGUCCUGGAUCCGCGCCCAGGCUGGCCUGUCCCCCGCCCUCCGCUGGCCUGCAGCCCCUGCCUGCCCAGGACACCUGCGGGCCAAGCGGGGGGUGGUCCCA